Molecule: messenger RNA, 2339 nt
Organism: Branchiostoma floridae (Florida lancelet)
Lineage: Eukaryota; Metazoa; Chordata; Leptocardii; Amphioxiformes; Branchiostomatidae
Product: kelch repeat and BTB domain-containing protein 12-like
Exons: 5
Coding region: 35-1612 (525 amino acids)
Molecular function (GO): protein binding
Source: RefSeq, a predicted model, not a curated record
CCUUUGACCCUGAGGUGAUGUCAUCAUCAUCAACAUGGCUGCCGCAGACCGAGAACCCCACGCCAGCGAAGUUCGUUCUCGUUCCUACCAAGACGAGAGCUAUCUGCACGGGUUUCUUGGAAAUGUGGGUGACUUACAGAAGGCUGGGGUACUGCAGGAUGUCGUCCUUGAAGUCGAGGGCCGGCGGUUUCCCUGCCAUCGGCUUGUUCUGUCCGCAACCAGCCCCUACUUCAGGGCCAUGUUUACAAGUGACAUGGCGGAAAGUCGUCAGAAGACGGUUGUUUUACAGGGUUUGGAUGCAGGCAUGUUUGGGGAGAUCCUGAAUUACAUCUACUCAGGAACCCUCCACGUGUCCCUGGACAAAGUGCAGCCCCUGUACCAGGCAGCCGACCUCCUCCAACUGGCCUAUGUGAGAGCCACCUGCAGCAGCUACAUGGCCAUGAACGUGGAGCACUCCACCUGUGUGGACCUGUACAAGUUUGCUGAUGUCUUCUCUGUGGACAUUGUCAAGAAGCAAUGUCUGCAGUGGAUCGCCAGACACUUCACUGAGUUUUCCUUCAAUGAGGACUUCUUCAGCCUGAAUGUUAAAAAGGUGACUGAGAUCAUCAGCCACGAUGACCUGGAUGUUAAAGAGGAGAUAACAGUGUGGGAGGCUGUGGUGAGAUGGGUGCAGUACAGCAGGGAGGACAGACUGCAGCACCUACCCAGCAUCCUCCCUCACAUCCGCUUCAACCUGCUGACCUCAGAUGACAUGGCAACCAUCUUGGAUCACCCCCUGGUCAGUGAGGAUCCUGGAAUUUCUGAGGUCUUCAGGAAUGUGGUACAGAAAGGGAACCCUGACUUGAAGUCGAGGCUUGGGAUGACUACAGAAAUGGUUCUGCUGUCUGUUGUAAAUUCCAGUGAUCUCCUCUUCAUGAACCCUCGAGAAGGGAAGUACAUCAGCUGCAGUUACAAGCCUGAAGACCGCCCUUUUGCCACAGACGUGACUGUCACCAGUGAUAACAACAUCUAUGUCCUGAGUCGUGAGCAAGACAGUAACGAUCAGUUGUCCAUGUUUAAGUACAACAAUGCUGGGAAUGUGUGGGAAGAUGCUGGUAUGUCCUCAGUAUCUAAGUCGCUGAGACCGGAAGGCGAUUUGGAAUACUACGAAGAGCACCUUGUUGAAGUUGAUCGGACUUUGUACUACCUUGCUGAAAAUGUAAGAGAAGGUGUGGUGCGGAUGAGAAAGUACAACCAGCACACAGAUCAGUGGCAGGAGUGUUCACAGCUGCAAUUUGACAUUACUUGUAAUACUACAUAUGACUUCACUGCAGCCCUCUGCUGCAGUUCACACAUCUAUUUCCUCAGAACCAAGGACGUGCAUCGCUACAACCCGAGCGAGGAUAGGUGGUACAAGCAGAGCCCAUCACCAGAGCUCAUUCAUGAUAUCCAUACAGCCGUUGUCAUGGGAACAGAGAUUUUCUGCACAGAUUUUUACUUCAGUAUGACUGUGGUGUACGACACAGAAUCAGACAGCUGGCAUGAACUGCAGGGCUGGCCAAACCAAGGAAACCGUGAGACUAAUCGUACUCCCAGCCUUUUGUACUGGAGAACCAGCUGCACAUAUGGUUAGCCAGUGGCAGUAAUGAUCAUAAUGUGGGUAGAUUACAACACCUAGUAUAUGUGUAUGACAGGACUGCUGAUACCUGGAGAGACUUGAAUGCCACUUUACCAGAUAAGGAAUAUUAUUCGUAUGGUCGCCCGGGCCACGUGGCGCGUAUAUACCUACCAUACCUUAAAGUGCAGGAUAAGGACACAUAGAAUAUAACAGCCUUGCAGAACAGGAUUCUCAAUGAUAAUUUUGUGUACAAUUUGGCUUUUGAGGAGUACCCAAAGUAGGAUAGGUCUUUUGGUAAUUGGAAACAAGUUGCAUUUUGAUGGAAACCCACAAAGUUGUGUUGCCUGAUGACCUGAAAGCAGAGAUUGGCGCCGCCAUACUUACUAUAUGUACUUUGCUAGUAGAAUGUUAACUUUUAAGGUUCUUCUUUCUGAAGUUUAAAGAUAAUCAUCUUCCCACGACAGUGAAAAUGAGAACUUGUGUGGCACAGAGUCUGACUGUUGAUUUUAUUUUUAGCUUUUGGAGAAGAAGCUAAUUGGAAACUUACAUUGAUAUGUUUGCCUAUACAUAAUAACACUUUGUAAUAUUUUAGUAUUAUAGUUUGUUUCAUUUGUUUAGUAGAAAGCCAGCUGCGCACAUUUAUGCGGUUAGAACUAGUUUAUAAACUUGCAUUUCCAUUUACAAUAUAUACGUAUACUUUUGUAUCAUUUUUAAGAAUAAAUAUCUAUUGAUAAGCACAAUG